Messenger RNA from Daktulosphaira vitifoliae (grape phylloxera), 1449 nucleotides. RefSeq lists its product as uncharacterized. The coding region runs from base 104 to 1336 and encodes 410 amino acids. The transcript has 7 exons. Lineage: Eukaryota; Metazoa; Arthropoda; Insecta; Hemiptera; Phylloxeridae. The record is from RefSeq and is a predicted model, not a curated record.
AAACAUGUCAAAUAAACAAAAAAGUUAUUUUUAAUUGAUAAACCAUGCCAUUAAAAAGUAUUGUUAGUUAUGAAAUAAGCAUCCUGUAGUAACCAUCUCAAUAAUGGUCGCAUCUAGAGAAGUAGAUCUAAUAUUCUUGCAAUCUGUGGUAGAUCAAACUGAUCCUGGAGAAAAAAUCAUUAAUUAUGAAACCAACUUUGGUACAAAAAGAGGAGAUAAUUACACAUCAAUGGUCUAUCGAGUUUUACUACACGGAGAAAAUGGAUGGAAAAAAUCUAUGGUUUAUAAAUUAUUGCCAAAAAGCGUUCAAGCUAGAGAAAAUUUUAAAUCUGAAAUGUUAUUUGAUAAUGAAAUAAAAUUUUACAAAGUAGCUUAUACAGCUCUACAAGAAUAUCAGGCUACUAAAAACAUUAAAAACCCAUUUGAUAGCGUACCAAAAUGCUAUUUUGCAGAAAAAGAUAUAGUCAUUUUAGAAGACAUGCAGUGUAAAGGUUUUGUGAUGAUGGACAGACAAAAAGGUCUCGAUUUUAAUCAUUGUCAGGCUAUUCUUAGAAUCUUGGGAAAAUUUCACGGCCUUUCUCUAUCAAUGAAAGCAAAUGAACCGGAAAAAUUUAAAAAUUGCGUUUCAGGAGUUGUAAACGAAGUUUACUAUAAAAAAGAUUAUGAAUUGUGGUAUGGUGGAUACUACAAGCAUGCAGUUGAAAGUGCUAAAAAAAUUCUAGAGGCCGAAUUGUCUGAAUCGGAAAAAUCUAAGUAUAUGAUUGCGUUUAAAAGAUUUGUUAACCACAAAUCGUUUUUUGGACAAAUGGCGGAAUUAGUUUUGCCUAGAGGCUCAUUAGAUGUGCUUUGUCAUGGUGAUUGUUGGACGAAUAAUUUUCUUUUCCAAUACACUCCUGACGGUAAUAUAUCUGACAUUUCAAUGAUUGACUUUCAAAUAGUAAGAUACGGUUCUCCGGCUUUGGAUUUAACUAGUUUGUUAUAUUGUUGUACUACUGUAGACUUACGACGAAAGCAUUUAACAGAACUAUUACAAGUAUACAUCGAUUCGUUGACUAGCAUUUUAAAACAAACGGAUUGUUUAAAUAGUUACCCUAAUAUACAUCAGAACUUAUACGCAGAAAUUCGUCAGUACAGUGGUUUUGGUUUAGGAGUAGCUAUGGAUAUGAUACCUAUUAUGACAUGUGAUUCAGAUCAGGCUCCAGAUAUGUACAAGGAAGACACUAGUUGUGCAGGACCUAGUGUAGAAGCUAGUUAUGUUAACACCUCCAACGACGUUUAUCGGCAAAUGAUUGUUGAAUUAGUCAAGGAGUUAGUUGAUAAUGGAAGUUUAAAUUAAUUAACAAGAAAUAUAUAUAUAUAUAUAUUUUAUUUUCGAAUCCAUUUUGAUAGAGUAUUGUUUCAAUAGUUAUGAAUUAAAAUCAUCCCAUUUUAAAAAUAAAUAAAUACAAG